ACUCCCCCGCAGUGUGAGAUAACCGUGUGUAGGAUCUCAGUGUCCAGGAUCUGCUGAGGGAUCCUUGAUCCUGCGUCCUCGUGUGACUGCGCUCUAAAGUUGACCUAAGGCUGUUUGGGCAUGACAUCCACUUCCAUGAUAAAAAGAUUGCUUUGCUGGAGGCUGGUCCUAGGAAAGAAUAUGAUCACAUGCCAGACAGUUACAGCAACAGGGUCAGUUCCAUCUCCCCAGGAUCAGCAACCCUCCUAAGCAGUUGUGGUGCCUGGGAUCAUGUCUGCAGCCUGAGACUCAAACCAUUCCGACGCAUGCAGGUGUGGGAUGCUUGUUCAGAAGCCAUGAUCGUUUUUGAGAAAGAUGACUUAGAUGACAUGGGUUACAUAGUGGAGAAUGAUGUCAUUAUGUCUGCUCUCACAAAACAGUUAGAUGCAGUAGCAGACCGGGUGGAGGUCUUCUACAGGAGCAAAGCAGUUGGGUACACCUGGCCCCUUCCUUCCCAUGACUGUGACACAAGCCCUUGGGUCCAAGUUGAGUUAGCUGAUGGACGCAGACUUCAGACCAAGCUGCUGAUUGGUGCGGAUGGUCAUAACUCUAUGGUCCGGAAGGAAGCUGAAAUUAAGAACAUUGAACAUCAGUAUGACCAGUCAGCUGUGGUGGCAACUCUCCAUUUAUCUGAGGCAACAGACAACAAUGUAGCAUGGCAGCGGUUCCUUCCCACUGGGCCAAUUGCACUUCUUCCGCUGUCUGACACUGCCAGCUCUCUGGUCUGGUCUACAUCUCAUGACCAUGCAUCGGAACUUCUUGCUAUGGAUGAGGAAAGCUUUGUGGAUAGCAUCAACUCUGCCUUUUGGAGCAACAUAAACCACUCUGACUUCAUUGACACUGCUGGGGCCAUGUUUCGUUCUGCCAUUUCACUCCUGAAGCCCUCAGGGACUGCAGUCCGUCAGCUGCCCCCAAGUGUUGCUAAAGUAGAUCCAGAGAGCCGAGCCGUGUUCCCCCUUGGACUGGGCCACGCCACAGAGUACGUCCAGCACCGCGUGGCUCUCAUCGGGGAUGCAGCACACAGAGUCCACCCCCUUGCAGGACAAGGAGUGAACCUGGGCUUUGGUGAUAUUGCAUGUUUAGCUCAUCACCUCAGUGCAGCAGCCUUCAACGGGAGCGAUCUGGUUCCCAAAGGAAACUGCUCUGUAGAUAAGAUGCACAAUUGUUUGUGGCAUAUCCGGUGUAAUAGAAACAUUCAGUUAUCUCUUCCAGGCUCCUUAAAACACCUCCUCAAGUUUGAAACAGAACGUCAGAGGCAUAAUGUCUCCUUGAUAGCUGCUACUGAUGUGCUAAAAAGGCUGUACUCUACCACACUGGCUCCUCUGGUGUUGUUGAGGACAUGGGGAUUGCAAGCAACAAAUGCCCUGCCUCCUGUCAAAGAGCAAAUCAUGGCUUUUGCCAGCAAGUGAUCUGUUGUCAGUCUGCCUGUCAGCAGCUUGCCUCUGAAUGCAUUGCCCUUAAAAGGACUGUGACUGACUUGAAUCUUUGAAUUUUUAAUUUACAAUAAAACUGAGGGAUUGACCUGUGUAUUACACCA
Molecule: messenger RNA, 1576 nt
Organism: Serinus canaria (Common canary)
Lineage: Eukaryota; Metazoa; Chordata; Aves; Passeriformes; Fringillidae
Gene: COQ6
Product: coenzyme Q6, monooxygenase
Exons: 12
Coding region: 189-1448 (419 amino acids)
Biological process (GO): ubiquinone biosynthetic process
Cellular component (GO): mitochondrion
Molecular function (GO): 2-octaprenyl-6-methoxyphenol hydroxylase activity; FAD binding; oxidoreductase activity, acting on paired donors, with incorporation or reduction of molecular oxygen, NAD(P)H as one donor, and incorporation of one atom of oxygen
Source: RefSeq, a predicted model, not a curated record